UAUUCUCUUGGUCAGAGCUUGAUGGGUUUGUAGCACGGAGCUUACAGACUAUCAUGUUCCCACCUCUCUUGCUCCUCCAAAAGCCUGUCAGUGGCUGCCGCCUUUCAGUCAGGGUUGGAGUCCCUGUCUUCCCUGGCAACAAGCCCAUCAUCUUUUGGUCACAGAGCGUUUUGUUUUUGUCACAGUCUGAUAGUGUGACUGGGCUCCCCAGGGUGCCCUGUCCUACUCGUCCUACCCCCUGCGACCACCCACCAGUCAGCCCCACCCAGUCAGACGUUUCUGAAUUAUGGAUAAGUCUGGAUAGCUUCUUAUGAAAUAUGAAUUUUGCAAAGGAGACCAUUGAAAAACACAAACACCUCAAUAUCCACGCUGAAUUACAAACUUAUCUCACUAGUAGGGUGAAGGUUCCUGCAAACAGAGUAAGUGGCUCAUCUCUGGCUAUUUGUUCACUAUCAUGUGGCUGCUGUCACUUUCUUACAGAACUGUACCCUCUCUGGGAUGGUGUUAUCACUUUAUAACCUGCUUUCUCUGAGUUUCACAGUAUCCAACCUGCGUGUUUGAGACAACAGGGAGGAUAGAGGAUGUGAGCAAAGCUCCCUCUCCUCUCUCCUCCUCUUCCUCACACGCGCCGGUGACAGAGAGCCAGACGGAGUGUUUAUCACGAGCUGCCCGCGAGCUCCAGCAGCAGCAGCAGCAGCAAUAGUCGAUUUCAGUUUAGUAAAUGGAGGAUUCAUGUAUUCUACCCAUUGGGUCCCAGUUUAUCUGAGGCGUGACGGGGACGGAGUGAAGACAUUAAAGAGAGGAGGGACGCACGUCGACACACAAGUGUGAGGAAGCUCUCAGUCUCCAACAACCUGAAGUGGGAACGACUCGAUAGAGACAUGGGGUGUAGGCUUCCUAAACUGCGUAAGGCAGAAGAAAGGCGAAGCCCUGGCAACAUCUACUCCACCCUCAGACGGCCUCAGGUGGAGACUAAAGUAGGUGUGUCCUACACCUACCACUUCCUGGAUUUCCUGUUGGGAAAAGAUGAGGUACCGGUGUCAUCGGUGCUGUGUCUCUCCUCGGUCAGAGAGCUGCCUGUUCAGGUCAGGGAACUCUACGCGCAGGGUUUCGUCCUGGUCGCAGUCCACCCAUUUGUCCAUCCCUGCGGCCCUCGGCACGCACACAUCCAGCGCCAGCUCCACAGGGCCGUGCUGGUCCGAGAGACUCCAAGUUCUGAGAAAAGCCAUCUGAGGUGUGGGAGACACCGUCUGGAGACAGAUGUGUGUGUGGCUGGUCACCAGGUUGCUGACCCGGAGGUGAUCCAGAGCUAUGUCAAGAGGAUUCAGGAUGUUGCAGAGCAAGGGGUGAUGUUUGUGGGUUUCCUCCAGCAGCCGGGUGGAGGACCCUGCUACCUUGGGAACUGGGACCCAGAGGAGCUGUCAUCUUUACAUUCAAGCCCUUCACCCAUACAUCGACACCCCAUAAGCGCCAACACCAGCCCAACAGACCCAACAGAGCAUAAUGCCAAAGAACCUGAGCAUCCCUUUGAAACCCCAGAGUCACAGAAUGAAGGUGCAGCACAUGACAAACAGGACCACACGCGUCUGAAUCCCACCCAGAGUUUAGAUCCCAACCACGAAGAGUCCAUUGAGCUAUUCAAAGACUCCACAAACCGACUUCAAGACCACAGCAGGCCUAGUGCAGAGGCAGUUCAAGGGUGUCCACAUCAAAACCCAGCAGAAGAUGAUGAAGAAGAAAACCAGCAGUGUCCCAGCCCUCCAGAUACUGAAGGCUUGAUCACACAGAUCAGGGGCCACCUACCCAACGUCAAAGCAAGAGAGAGGCAGAGUUCAAGCUCGGACAGCUGGUACAGCUCUCCAGACCUGGACCGAAACCACAGAAGAAAGUCCGGCUCUGCAUUUUCAGAUGGGCAAAGCAGAGUGACGACACACAACAACAACCACAUCCGGCUCAAGAGUGCAGAGAAAGAAAAGGACUCAACUUCAACCCCAACACAGGGUAGGAUGCAGCUCUUUGCCUUGUACAACCACACCGGGGACCUCGACACGUCUAUGAGGUUUUACUCCCUCAGGGUGCCGCUGCAGGUUCAAAAGGAAGCCGGUCAAAUCACAGAGCUGGACACACACUGGCUUGACCACAUGACUCAGCAUUUUACCAGUGGUGCACACCUCAUUGACGGGUUCUUCCACCUUAAAGAGGACAGCGCAGACAAUGGGGUUUCAUGUGUGGAUAGUGUGUUCAUCUUCCAGAGCUCCGCAGAGGAGACCACAGGCAACUCCUACGAUGCCAUCGUGGUGGAGCAGUGGACCGUCGUUGAUGGUGUCGUUGUGAAGGCAGACUACGUCCCUUUGCUCCAGUCUCUGGCUCCGUACGGAUGGAGGCUGAUGUGUGUGUUACCUACACCAAUCGUCAAGACCAACAGUGAUGGGAGUUUGUCGACAAAGCAGAUCCUCUUCCUUCAGAGACCUGUUUUGCAGCGCAAGAGAAAAGACUUCAAGAUGCUGAACCUCAGGGGUCGCAGCAAGGCAAAGAAAAAAUCUGGUGGAGAAACACAGGAGGAGAGAGAGGACAGGUCCCCCGUGAUGGAGACGGAGAUGGACAGGUGGAGAAGAAUCACAACAGAGGAUGAAGACAGGGCAGAGAGGAGGAAGAGCAGGGACAGCCUUCAGAGAGGCGAGGAGGAGAGCGAGGAGGAGGAAGAGCAGUAUCAAAGGCGACUCUCGUUCCUGCCAGGAAGCAGGGUUUAUGUUGAUGAUCAGGAAGAGGAGACGGACAUCGACGAGAUACUACUGUCCCACCAGGAAAGAUCUGUGAGAUGGACGGACGCUUGUAGCAGGGAUGAAGGAGGGGUCAAAGAGCAGGUGAAGAUGGAAGAGCGGAUCAAACAGCAGCUGUUUUCAGGCGUCUGUUGACACAUCGGGCACAGGAUGGAAACUUUUUACUUUGUCAAAAAAUGCCUUUGAAAAUUUUUUUUUGAUCUGGAUUUGAAGUUGUUCUGUAGAGAGCUGUACUGUAACUAGUCAUCAUGUACAGUUACUGCUUUGGUCUGCUGACCUAGGUGUUUACACUCUUGCAAGCCUUUGAGGUUGUAGUUCCCAUGAAAGGGAAAGUAUUGUGCAGCUCUCUGCUUUGGGUCAGUGUUGCUCUGUGAUGUAUGUUAUGAAAUGAAACUGUACAAAGCUGUACAACAACAUAGAACUAAGAACUAAGAAGCCCUAUUUGACCUUUAAUAGCUAGUCUGCAUAUUCAUCACAGAUAUGUAAAUCAGUUCCUCCAGGUCAAAAGGAGCAUUUUUCAAACAAACAACAUCCCUUUUGCCAUUAAUGUGUAUUUGGUUUUCAACUUCAGAUAUCUAAUAUUAAAUUCCUCCUAUCCAAAAUAAAAAUUCUAGAUAUCUGCAAUAGGAUUAUAGGGGAAACUCUGUAUCCAUAAUACAGUUGUUAAUCAAAUCUGAAGUGAGCAGGCAUAUUCUGGGAUAUCCAGACUUGUAUUCUUAUGAACAAAUCAUUUUCAUUUCAGACAUCUGAGCAAGAAAAAUAAACAUUCAUCGUGUUAGUGGUAAUCAAGAGUGAGAGAAAAUACCCAGAGACUGUAUGUGCCUUGGAUUAGGACAUUUGUGGAGGGAGGGAGAGAAAGAGACCAGAGUUUCACUGACAACUGUGGCAAAACCCUGACUAGUAAGAAUAUGAUUGUGACUAGAAGUCACAAGUUCAUUAGGGAAAGGGCAACUCAAAUGGAAGUCAAUUAUUACAAAAUUAAAUAAAUUAGUGUCAAAAUAAAUGUGAGAUAAAAUGUAACUAAAAGGAGCCAAAGCUUGAGCUGUAAGGCAACUGGACUGGUAGAAAUUCUUGAAGAUGUUUUACCUCUCCGCCUCAAGGCUUCUUCAGUUCUGACCAGACUGGGGAAGAGCUCGAAGAUAUAAGCCACUAACAGUCGUGGGUGUGUCCAGGAGUCACAAAGGGUACUAAGUGGGGUUGUCAGUCUUGUUCCUGACAGUCAUUCAGUACCACCUGUCAAUUGUUAGCCUAGUUCCUGACAGUCGUUAGGGUGAUGGGUCAGCUGUGAGUCGUUAGAGUCACAUCUCUCUCUGGUGUGAGUAUGGUCUUACUUGUUUUGACAGAGAAUUCAAAACAGUAUUGUUUGUGGGAGACAAAUGGUGUCUUAGUCCACCACCUCUGUUAAUAGAAGGGUGUUCAAGCUUAACAUAGAUGGCUUCCUUGACCCCUCUUUCAUACCAAUGCUCUUCUCUGUCCAGGAUCUGCACAUUGCUGUCCUCAAAGGAGUGUCUCUUGCCUUGCGGAUCAAGCUUUGGAUUACCAUGACCUGGAUGACUGAGAACCUUCACAGACAAAACUAAAAGGAGCUGUGGGUGCUAAUUGAAUCAGUAAAGAAAUAUGGAGGGAUGGGUCAUGUGUAUGAAAAUAAAAUAUUAAUUUAUUCAUAUAGCCUAACAAAAUGAGGACUCUAACCAAGAGUUAAACACAUAUAUUUUAUAAGGAGAAACUAAAAUGGAAAUAAACACUAACUUUCCACACUUACCAAGGUCCAAGCUCAUGAGUCUGCGGAUACUCUCUUCUGAUUGGCGGAAUGCCACAACUGCGCACCAAUCGUAUUUCUCCUGCCAGCAGCCAGGUGAAUGAGAUCAUCAGGGCAGUAGGAACACACCUCACACAUUCAAAGAAAAGUUAAUCAAUUACACUGUAGCCGGUUAUUGAAGAUGUGUUCUCUUUAUUAAAAAUCCCAUCAAAUGUUCCCGGUUAAUGGAGAUUGUUAUUGUGUAACUCUAAAUUUGUAGAUAUCUGCAGCUGAAUUGUUUGUAGUCAUAAUUCUAACCCUUGAUAGGCAAUAUAAAAGUGCAUUCUACUAGUCAUAAUUUCCCCAAUAUCUGAGGUGUUUAUUUUGAUAAAGAAAAUGUAAUUACCACUAUCUCUUAUGUAUCUCCAGCCUAGCUGUUAUAUGUUGAAAAGGCUACUUGUACCCUAUUAGGGUUUAAAGUUAGCUAAUAUUAAAUUUUGUUAAGGAGAAAUAAAGUGUCAGAUAUCUUGAGAUACAUUUUCUGCUAGUAAGAAUGUAAUUAUGAAUAACUUUUAUACAUUUCUUACUACUGAAAGUACUUUCACUCGGAGAAAUGUUGUUAUGGAUACUUAGAAUCCAAUUGCUGAUAGAAGUGUGUUUGGAUUAAAUGUUAAAACAGCUUACUAUUACAGCAAGCCUCCUGUUCAAGCCUUAACCUUUAUUUCACAUUGCUGUGUUUCACUACUUUCUUGUGAUACGACUUUUAGAAAGGGAGCACUGACCUCACUGGGUUUUACUGUAUUUCUUAUUUGUUUCGUAGGUUAUUGAAGAAAGAAACGAGAAGGGACACUAACAGAGCAUGUUAUCUUUAAUUUAAGCCUGAAUGACACUUCUACUUUUACCUAGUUUAGCUUAUAGGCUGAUGUUCAAUCAGAUGUAUACAUCUGAUUCAGCUUAAAUUUCAGUUUAUGAUUUAUAAAAAUGUUUGCACAUUCAAAUUUUACUUUUAAAGUAUUUCACUCAACAGAUAGAAUAUCAUGCUCCCAAUCUUAACAAAAAUAAAGGGAAUCCAAUCAAAAAUGAUAAGAAAGAAAACGUUUCUUACACUUUCUUGUAUCUGCCAUGUUCUCCAAGUCAAGAGAUGAUAGCCUAAUAAUUAAAGGGGCAGUUCAUAUAAAUGCGAAUGAAAGAUGAUAAAUCAGCUAAUUUUGGAGCUCAUUCAAGGGGUUGGAGUUAAUCCAGGCCAAAAAUGGAGGUGAACUAACUUUUGUUAGUGGGGCUCUUUAUGUACAAGAAAAAAAUCUCAAGAAGGAAUGUCAUGUGUGCACAGUUGGUGGUUUCUUAAAGAGACGAUUUCUUCCGUGAAAGAGCUCAAAUGAAAACGGGGAGAUUGAUGAUUAUCUAGAGCAACUUCAACACUGCCUCCAGGAAAACAUGAUGCUGUUAUUAAUUUUUCAUUCAAUGCUGGGAACAAACCAAAAUUGUGUGUUUGGUUAGAUCCUGGAGAAAGGAACAGAUGAUUAAAAAACUUCAUUUGGUAGAGAUGACCUGUUCAAGGGUGUGCUCUUCAAAAGUGUGUAAAUUAGACAUGGGGUAUUUAUGACUUCUUCCCUGGAGGAGCUCUGUAGUGUGUAAGUAAUGUGACACUUGAGUCUUAAUAUAAAAGCAGAGGUCAAUAAAGUGUUUGGAAACA
Messenger RNA from Notolabrus celidotus (New Zealand spotty), 6211 nucleotides. RefSeq names its product raftlin, lipid raft linker 1a (gene rftn1a). The record is from RefSeq and is a predicted model, not a curated record. Bases 882 to 2915 code for a protein of 677 amino acids. The transcript has 10 exons. Lineage: Eukaryota; Metazoa; Chordata; Actinopteri; Labriformes; Labridae.